UGGUUUGCAAAAAAAUACUUCGCGGUCGGAUGGCGGCAUCGCUCAACUGGCUGCCUCUUCUCUCCGGUCCAAACCCUAACCCUAACUCUAGAUCUCCGCUCUUAUGGAUUCCCAGCUGUCGUCGACCUCCGUUCGUAUCGGCAAUGGCCGUCGCUCGAUCGGACUCGUUGCCCUCAUCUGCCCAUUCCCUGAGCCGCCACUCGGCGCUGGUCCUCCAGCUGGCCGCUUCGUCCGCUUUCCUCUUCUUCGGCUUGCGUGCCCACGCUUGCCCACUCGGAUCCCUACCGAUAACCCCGCCCACUGUUACUGUCUCCCCAGAUGCUAAAGUUGAUGCCUCAGAGAAUCAUGCUUCAGAGGGUUCUGAUUUGGCGGCUCAAAAGUUUGAGAAUGAAGAGUUCAAGACUGCGUUUGAGAAUUUCAAAGCAAAGACUUAUGCUCUUACUGUGCCCCUUAGAAUUGUGGCCCUAAGGGGUUCCAUGCCUCCCUCAUGGAUAAAGGAUUUCAUUCAAUUGCAAGGAAGGAGAUUGAAGUUUACUUGUGAAUUUCGUGCAAAUCUGGAGUCAAUCUUCUCUGACUUGUCGGCAGCAGUAAAGAAAGGUUCUUUAGACAACAAGUCUGCCAUGUCUGCUGAUAUUGUUUCUAUUGGUGACUCAUGGCUUAGUUCUGCCAUAACUGGUGCGCUCAUUGAACCCAUACAACAUGUAGAAGAACAAGAUUGGUUUAAAAGUCUUGGUGGAAAAUGGAAGUCGUAUUUACGCAGGAAUAAUGAAGGAGAGUUAGAUUCUGAGGGUUAUAUAUGGGGAGCUCCUUAUCGGUGGGGAAGCAUUGUUAUAGCUUACAAGAAAAGCAAAUUUAUAAAGAAUAAUUUGAAUGCUAUUGAGGACUGGGGGGAUCUGUGGAGACCGGAACUUGCAGGAAAGAUUUCAAUGGUGGCUUCUCCUAGGGAAGUUGUUGGUGCAGUUUUGAAGUACAUGGGGGCAUCAUACAACACAAAGGACCUUGAUUCUGUUGUUGGUGGGAGGAAAGCUGCCAUGCACAAUCUGAUAAUGCUUCAGAGGCAGGUUCGAUUAUUUGAUGACAUGCAUUACCUUAAGGCAUUUGGUGCAGGAGAUGUUUGGGUCACUGUUGGUUGGAGCAGUGAUGUUAUUCCUGCCGCCCAACGAAUGUCAAACGUUGCUGUUGUUGUUCCAAAGUCUGGAGCUAGUCUGUGGGCAGAUCUGUGGGCGAUACCUUCCGCCACCAAAUUUAGUACUGAUCGUCUUGGUGGCCGAGUAAGGGGUCCAUCUCCACUUAUCCAUCAAUGGUUUGAAUUCUGCUUGCAAACUGCAAGGGGGCUGCCCUUCCAGCAAGAAGUUAUCCCAGGAGCAUCACCUUCAUUUAUUGAACAAAUUUCGGAUGGAAAGCUUGAUGAUUCCACUGACCGGAGACCCAAACUAGAUACAAAUCUCAUUAAUGGCGUACCACCCCCAGAAAUCCUCGCAAAAUGUGAGUUUUUGGAGCCUCUGCCAAAGAAGACAUUGGAAGAUUAUCAAUGGCUAAUGGCCAAUCUGCAGAAACCGGGGUAUGGUUGGAUCCAAGAAUUUCCAAAACGUGUAUCUUGGGUGAUUGCUAAACUUACAUCCAAUGGAUCUUAGGAACUGUGAGUCCAAUCAAGCUAUUGCUAUGAAUUACUUCUAGUUUUACCUAAUGAGUCAGAUUUUAUUUAUUUAUUUAUUAA
This is a messenger RNA of Dioscorea cayenensis subsp. rotundata (Guinea yam), 1717 nucleotides long. RefSeq lists its product as uncharacterized. Gene Ontology annotation, molecular function: polyamine binding. Gene Ontology annotation, biological process: polyamine transport. Gene Ontology annotation, cellular component: periplasmic space. The record is from RefSeq and is a predicted model, not a curated record. Lineage: Eukaryota; Viridiplantae; Streptophyta; Magnoliopsida; Dioscoreales; Dioscoreaceae. Bases 30 to 1634 code for a protein of 534 amino acids. The transcript is spliced from 7 exons.